Molecule: messenger RNA, 1608 nt
Organism: Cariama cristata (Red-legged seriema)
Lineage: Eukaryota; Metazoa; Chordata; Aves; Cariamiformes; Cariamidae
Gene: SLC11A2
Product: solute carrier family 11 (proton-coupled divalent metal ion transporter), member 2
Exons: 14
Biological process (GO): metal ion transport
Cellular component (GO): plasma membrane
Molecular function (GO): cadmium ion transmembrane transporter activity; manganese ion transmembrane transporter activity; iron ion transmembrane transporter activity
Source: RefSeq, a predicted model, not a curated record
AAUCUAAACCAGUUUCCAGGCCACUGGAAGGGUUCCACCAUGAGGACCUCUGACACGGACCAGAAGGCAUCCUACGAGGAUGCCUCUGGAGAGCAUGGUGAAGUCGUCAGCACCAUUUCCAGCAGCAUGAACCCACUGCAGCCACCGGACGCUUCCUCGGAGGAACCUUUUACCACUUACUUCGACAGCAAGAUCCCCAUUCCCGAAGAUGAAACGCACUCGUGUUUUAGUUUCCGCAAGCUCUGGGCUUUCACAGGGCCAGGCUUUCUGAUGAGCAUUGCCUACCUGGAUCCGGGCAACAUCGAGUCGGAUUUACAGUCUGGAGCUGUCGCAGGAUUUAAGCUGCUCUGGGUCCUGAUGCUGGCAACGAUCAUCGGGUUGCUUCUGCAGCGGCUGGCGGCGAGGCUGGGGGUGGUGACGGGGCUGCACCUCGCCGAAGUUUGCAACCGGCAGUACCAAAAGGUUCCUCGCAUUAUCCUGUGGCUGAUGGUCGAACUCGCUAUCAUUGGAUCCGAUAUGCAAGAAGUCAUUGGCUCGGCGAUCGCUAUUAACCUCCUGUCUGUGGGGAAGAUCCCACUGUGGGGCGGCGUGCUCAUCACCAUUGCCGACACGUUCGUGUUUCUCUUCCUGGACAAAUAUGGCCUGCGAAAACUGGAAGCGUUCUUUGGGUUUCUGAUUACCAUCAUGGCUCUAACGUUUGGAUACGAGUAUAUCACAGUGAAACCCAACCAGGAGAAGCUGCUGAAGGGACUGUUCAUCCCAUACUGCCAAAACUGCGGCACACGCCAGCUGGAGCAAGCGGUGGGAAUCGUGGGCGCUGUUAUCAUGCCGCACAACAUGUACCUGCACUCCGCCUUGGUCAAGUCCCGGCAAGUAAACCGUGCAAAUAAGAAGGAAGUACGAGAAGCUAAUAAGUAUUUCUUCAUCGAGUCCUGCAUCGCUCUCUUUGUCUCCUUCAUCAUUAACAUCUUUGUUGUGACUGUCUUCGCUGAGGCUUUCUUUGAAAAGACGAACGCGGAUGUGAACGAAGUCUGCGUGAACACCAGCAGCCCGCACUCCUCGCUCUUCCCAAACAACAACGAGACGCUGGAGGUGGAUAUCUACAAAGGGGGCGUCGUUCUAGGCUGUUAUUUCGGCCCUGCUGCUCUCUAUAUCUGGGCAAUUGGGAUCCUCGCUGCCGGCCAGAGCUCAACGAUGACGGGGACGUACUCUGGGCAAUUCGUCAUGGAGGGCUUCUUGAACCUACGGUGGUCCCGUUUUGCCCGGGUGCUGCUGACCCGCUCUAUCGCCAUCACCCCCACCCUCUUUGUCGCCAUCUUUCAGGAUGUCGAACACCUGACUGGCAUGAACGACUUCUUAAAUGUUCUGAUGAGUCUCCAGCUUCCGUUCGCUUUGAUCCCUAUCCUGACAUUCACCAGCCUGCCCAGCGUCAUGAAUGAUUUUGCCAACGGAUUGUUCUGGAAGAUCAGUGGCGGCAUGCUGAUCCUCCUCAUCUGCAGCAUUAACAUGUACUUCGUGGUGGCCUACGUCAUAUCCCUCAACCACAUGGCUUUGUACAUCGGGGCUGCCAUUCUCAGUGUGAUUUACUUGUCCUUUGUGGCGUAUUUG